Styela clava is the source of this 1915-nucleotide messenger RNA. RefSeq names its product protein chibby homolog 1-like. The record is from RefSeq and is a predicted model, not a curated record. Lineage: Eukaryota; Metazoa; Chordata; Ascidiacea; Stolidobranchia; Styelidae.
AGACAAGGCGCCUCCAAAACCGCCCGCAAAAAAUAAAUAGCAAACUUUUCGUCGAGCUGGUUUUCUCAAAACUAUGGAGUGAUUUCGCUGUAGCGACUACAACGCAUACACAAAACCGACACAAAACAAAACAUUCCAAACGAAGCAUUGUCAACAGGCAUCGGAUUCCCAAGUGUGAUUGUUCGACCGAAGAUUUGGACCAUGGGUCUAUUUGGAAACAAGGGUUUCAGCCCCAAAAAAGCCUCACCAAGAAAAGCAGCAUCAUUGUCAAACUUAGCCGCACUCGAUGCUACACAAAGAGCUCAAGAAUUUGGAUUAGAUUAUGGUUCUGCAUCUCUCAAACUCAAUGGUACCCAACUUAAAUUUGAAGAUGGGACGUGGCACGCUGAUACGGGGUCAUCAUUGCCACAGAGAGAAGUUGUAAAGUUACGUAAAGAUAAUCAGAAACUUCUGGAAGAAAAUAACAUGUUGAAACUGAAAAUUGACAUUUUGCUGGAUAUGUUAUCAGAAAGUGCAGCAGAAUGUCAUAUACUAGAAAAAGAGAGAGAUGAGGCGCUGAAAACUGGGAAAUUCUAGAUAUUUUAUUAUAUCUUUUUGUUUAUUCCAUGAUGGUGUAGAAAUUGUGCUGAAAGAUCAAUGAGGGAUAAAAAAUGUUCAUAUACAAUAGUUGGUAUCACAAAAAUCUUAUCUUCCAUAUUCUUUGUUUUGAACGAUCAAGAUUGUGUUAUAUGCCAAAUUUUUAGAGUUAUAUUUGUAAUAUAUAAAUUGUUUCAAAUGCUUUUAUUCAUCUGAGUUUCGUGAUUUUAUAUUUUUCAAUGAUUAUCUCCACAUAGAUCAUAGUCAUAGUUUCGGAAGAUAACACCUUUUUAGAUUGCAUAUUUGCCAUGAACCUGGCAAGUGGUAUGCCAUUGUUCAUUUCCAUGAUAUUUCCCUUCUAGAAGGAUUUCAAUAAGCAGGCACAUUUGCCUACCACUGUUUCAAAAUGCUGUAAUAGGAUAAUAAAACUUGAACCUGAGACAUCAGUCAAAGGGAGUAGUCCAAUGAUAUAAGUAGUAGGCUAUCAUGCUCAAUAGUGUGAUCGCUUUUUUGUGUUUGGAACAAUGUUUUACUCUGUCCUGUUGUGUUUUAUCACCUUCCAGACUGCUGCGUAAUAUUUUUGCUGAUGCAAUGAAGAGUUUGAAAAAUGCAUAUGUUAGACCAACCUGUGUACUUGAGUAUGUGUUGUCAACAUCGAGACAAUGAAUUACUAUGCAUUAACACACAUUUCUUGGCAUUACAACUUUUAUCCAUCAUCAACAUAUACAAGUUUUGUAUUGAAUGUAUAUUUACAUGAAUUGAAAGCUGAUGUUACUAGUAUUUUUAUUCGAUUUUAGGUUUAUUUUAUUUUCAUUAGUUUUCUUAAAGGCGGGUCCUCAAGACUUGACUUUAUGUUCAUAUCUUUUGGUUGCACACACACUCUGAAGUUGAUUCACUAACCCAUAUGAUGGAAUACUGCUAUAGUAUUUCUAGUGCUAUUGUUAAUUUUAAUAUCACUUUGCACUCUAAUGCUUUUUAUUUUUAACAUUAAAAGUUAUAAUUUUUUUGGUUUCAACAUUGGAUUUGACUCAUUUUGUCCAUAUUUUCAAAAAUAUCAUAGCGACGUUAUCGGUAAAAAGUCUGCUGUUGAUGCUAGUCUCCUACCUUUGUAUUUUCAAUAAUCGUAGUUCAUUUACUUGGCUUUAUUCAGGCAACUGUACACAUUGUUUUUAUAUUAUAUUUUACAAUAUAUAUUUUGUACAUGAUAUAGCAUUUUUAUUUUAUUGGUAAAGCACAGGACGCAGAAAAUUUCGCACCUUAGGUAGAAUAAUCCUUGUUUGCAUUAUCAAUUCACUUUUGUCUCAUCAUUAUGAAAAAAAUAAAGGGUUUCAACAGCCAA